AUGUCGCGGUACGGGAAUCCUGUGUUGGUAAUUGAUGGACACAGAUUCCGCAAGGUGGGAGGCUUCAACGAAUUGAAAAUACCAAAAAAUCCUAGAAGAAGAACAAACCGUACCACAUGGCGAUGCAUCAAAUCGGACUCUGGCUGUAUGAGUUAUGCAAUUACUAUGUUCGAUAAAGUCAUAGCCAUUGGACAUACUCAUCAACAUAGCGAACCGAAACGUACUCGUAAACGAAUAAAGUGUUCAUCUCUUCCUGCUCUGUACAAUAAUGGGACUUCAUUGGAGUCAUUGUUUGAAUCGAUAUUCUGCUAG
Diatraea saccharalis (sugarcane borer) is the source of this 312-nucleotide messenger RNA. The record is from the annotation of a GenBank genome assembly. Lineage: Eukaryota; Metazoa; Arthropoda; Insecta; Lepidoptera; Crambidae.